AUUCUAGCCGGGGCUCAGAUUGUCUGUGUGAGAACAAAGAAUAAAGGACCAUGGGCUUUCUGCUGCUGAUCCUUCUGGCUCUGCUAGCCUCUGUCCUGGGGGGCUUCUACCUCCUGGGGGCUGUCAGGCAGCGUCGACCCGGGGAACCCCCCCUGGACCGGGGCCCCAUCCCCUGGCUGGGCCAUGUCCUUGAGUUCCGCAGGGACACAGCAAAGUUCCUGGAGAGGAUGAAGGGGAAGCAUGGGGAUAUUUUCACCGUGCAGCUGGGAGGAUUCUACUUCACAUUCCUUAUGGACCCUCGGUCCUUCGGGACGAUUGUGAAGGAGGCCCGCACCAAACUGGACUUCAGCAAGUUUGCACAGCAUCUGGUGCAGAAAGUGUUUGGUUACCACUCUGACCACAGGUUUCCUCAGAUGUCCAGCAACAAGCACCUGAUGGGGGACGGUUUAGUGGUCAUGACACAGGCUAUGAUGAGCAACCUACAGAAUCUGAUGCUGCACAGUGUAGGGACGGGGGAUAAUAACGAUAUGCCCUGGAAUGAGGACGGUCUGUUCAACUACAGCUACAACAUUGUCUUCAGGGCAGGUUACCUGGCUCUGUUCGGUAAUGAGACACCAAAACCCACAGAGAGCAUAGAGAAAGCCAGAGAGGUCGACAGAGUGGAGUCCCAGGAGCUCUUCCUUGAGUUCCGUAAGUAUGACCAGCUCUUCCCCAAUCUGGCCUAUGGGGUCUUGCCUCCAGGGGAGAAGAGAGAGGCGGAGAGGCUGAAGAGGCUGUUCUGGAACAUGCUGUCAGUGCAGAAGGUGAGGACUAAGGAGAACAUCAGUGUCUGGGUGCGCGAGCAGCAGCAGGAUAGGGAGGAGCACGGUAUGGAAGACUUCAUGCAGGACAGGUACAUGUUUCUUCUCCUUUGGGCCUCACAGGGCAACACAGGCCCUGCUGCCUUCUGGCUGCUCUUCUACCUCAUGAAGCACCCAGACGCCAUGAGGGCCGUGCAGGGGGAAGUGGAGGAGGUGCUUAAGGAGACAGGCCAGGAGGUGAAGCACGAAGGCCCUUUCAUCAACCUGACCCAGGACAUGCUGCAAAAGACGCCCAUCUUGGACAGUGCCGUGGAGGAGACACUCCGCCUCACCUCCGCCCCCGUACUAACCAGGGCCGUGCUCCAGGACAUGUCCCUGAAGAUGGCAGACGGAAACGAGUACCGCAUCAGAGAAGGAGACAGAGUAGCCCUGUUUCCUUACACUGCUGUCCAGAUGGACCCGGAAGUCCACCCCGACCCACUCACCUACAAGUAUGACCGCUUCCUGACUGCAGAUGGGGGUAAAAAGACUGACUUUUACAAAGGUGGGAAAAAAAUUAAAUACUACAACAUGCCGUGGGGUGCUGGGAUCACUAUGUGCCCAGGACGCUUCUUCGCCACCAACGAGUUGAAGCAGUUUGUCUUCCUCAUGCUCACAUACUUUGAUUUUGAGCUCAAGAACCCAGAUGAAAAGAUACCUGAUAUUGACACCAAGCGCUGGGGCUUUGGGUCCAUGCAUCCAACCAGAGACAUCCAGUUUAGAUACAGACUCAGGUUUUAAAAAUGGUUGACUGACACAAACCAGCCUUUGACAACAUUUUGACAACUGUUAAUCUGAUGAUGAUUAUUAUAAACUAUGUGCCUAAACAUUAAUUUAUCUAGAGUACAUAGGACAGUAAAAUGUGUUACAGUAUUACAAUAACUGGAUAUAAUUGCUGUGUUAAUUUAGAUGAAAAAUAAUUGACCUGUUCUCUCUUUGAAAAUGACUGGAAGGAAUAUUUUUGUUUAUGCUUAGAGUCAACUGGAAAGUAGAUAUAGCAUAAUUGAAAGCUGACAUGGACAGAAAAUAAUCUGUCCUGUAAAGCCGGUGAGUAAUAGGAAAGGGUUAGAGAUAGUCUUAGAAAUGCACACAUGUUAUCUGUAAGUGAACUACAAAAAAUAUAAAAUACUUAGGAUGCUUAAUAAGUGACAAAAAAUAUAUAAAGUUAACUUUAUCCCAUUACUCAA
Salvelinus namaycush (lake trout) is the source of this 2026-nucleotide messenger RNA. Its product is annotated as 5-beta-cholestane-3-alpha,7-alpha-diol 12-alpha-hydroxylase-like. The transcript has a single exon. The record is from RefSeq and is a predicted model, not a curated record. The coding region runs from base 51 to 1580 and encodes 509 amino acids. Lineage: Eukaryota; Metazoa; Chordata; Actinopteri; Salmoniformes; Salmonidae. Gene Ontology annotation, molecular function: sterol 12-alpha-hydroxylase activity; iron ion binding; heme binding.